AGAAACUUCUGGGGGAGAGCCAGAAGACGACUGUAUGUGAGGAGCAGUGAGAAGAGUGUCUGAUUUUCUCAUUCAAUGUGUUGGCAGUGGAUCUGUAUUUCUGGUCUGUUCUUACAAUCAGACAAACCAUUCUCUUAGUUCACAUCACGAGUGUAACGAUGCGACCUAAAAGUGUAGCCUAUAGUGGACUUCAGUCCUAUUGUUGUCAAACUGUGACCACAUUAUGCUUAUUGUCUUUAUUAGUGGUGACCAUAUGCUCACUGCCCACACGUGACCAUAAAAAUCAUCAAACAAGACAACGAAAAACACAGCAAAACUCUCUGCAAAGAUCAGCAUUUUUGGCGCUUCGGUCGUCAUUGGGUCCGGCCAUAGGUCGGGUGCCAAACAUGCGGCGAAACUUUUGCCAAACGGUUCCGUAUAAGCAAAAAAUUCAAGAGCCGGGAUGCAUAUCGAGAACAAUAUUGAAUGCCUACUGUUAUGGCUCGUGUAACUCGUUUUUCAUACCGGCCAACGGUAACGACAGUUUGCCAUUUAGUUCGUGUGCUUUUUGUCUGCCUCGACGCUACCGAUGGCAAACCGUACGUCUCAAGUGUCCCGAUUCGGUGCCGGCCAUCAAACGCAAGAAAGUUCAAAUUGUGUCCAAGUGUCGGUGCCAAACGGAAACCCUAUAA
This is a messenger RNA of Oppia nitens, 671 nucleotides long. RefSeq names its product gremlin-1-like. Gene Ontology annotation, molecular function: receptor ligand activity; BMP binding. NCBI's taxonomy places the organism in Eukaryota, Metazoa, Arthropoda, Arachnida, Sarcoptiformes, Oppiidae. Gene Ontology annotation, biological process: animal organ morphogenesis. The transcript has a single exon. The record is from RefSeq and is a predicted model, not a curated record. Bases 159 to 671 code for a protein of 170 amino acids.